CAAAACCCCACAUCCCUCUUCGUUUCUUCCCCCAUACGCACAGCAACAACCACCUAGAAGCCCAACAGAUCUUCUUCUUCCUUCCCUACACCUCACCUUCUCCUUCCCUGUAGAUCUUCUUCCUACCCCUUCACACAACAACAACCAGACCUAGAAGCCCAGCCAUAGCCAUCGUCGACGCGGAUACGAAGUCCGCCGCCGAAGGUCUUCUUCUCUACCGCCAUCGCCGUCGAAGGUCUUCUUCUCUACCGCCAUCGCGAAGGACACCGCCGCUGUCGCCGGAGAAACUUUUCUUCUCAGUAGAUCUGCUUCUUCUUUGAAUGUUCUGCUCCGUUUCUUUCUUCAUUGUUACAAAGUGCCAAAUUAAAUCUGAAAACGCCGUAUAAAUGGCAUUUUAAGUCUUAAAAAAUUUUGUAUUUUCAAUUGGAAAUGCCAUUAAGCUGGCAUUCUGAUAAAAAUCUUGGCAUUUACGCUGGAAACGGGCAGAUCUGUAACUGAGGAGGUCAAAUUUGUAGCAGUGGAUGCCAGAUUAGUUGCGAAAGUGGCAUUCUCAGUAGAUCUGCUUUUUCUCUGAAUGUUCUGCUCCAUUUCUUCUUUCAUUGAUACAAAAUGUCAAACUAAAUCUGAAAAUGUCGUAUAAAUGGCAUUUUUAGUCUUAAAAAUUUUUGUAUUUUCAUUUGGAAAUGCCAUUAAGAUGGCAUAUAUUCUGAUAAAAAUCUUGGCAUUUACACUGAAAACGGGCAGAUCUGUAACUAAUGAGGUCAGAUUUGUAGUAGCGAAUGUCACAUUAGUUGUGCGAAAGUGGCUGGAUCUGAAGGGAUGGCGGCUGACGGCUGACGGAGGCUCAAUCCAGUGACGCCCUCCAGAUCUGCGACGGCGGUGGGCUGAUCUGCGACGGCGGCUCGUUUUUGAGGUUGUCGACGACCGACGGUGAAUGGCGGUGAUCGCCGAAUGGCUGUGGUCCAAUGUUGUGGUCUGCGGGAGUAUGACUUAUAAGCUUCAGGUCACAACACGGCGAAGGGAUAAAUCCGUACACGUGGCAGCCGGAAGUCGGAAAGGGAGUGAUGAACUCCGACGAGUUCAGUGUCACCGACGCAAAGGGAAAUUAAAAAUAGACACACAUAUAUAUAUAUAUAUAUAUAUAUACAGAGACGUCAGAGAGGUCAUAUUAUAUAUCAGCUGGGAAUUGAAGAUCGAUCGAAAGAAUGGGUGCGCUUGAAUAUCUUUCCAAACUCUGCGCAUUUACCACUUCCUCAACCCCAACCAAAUCUAUGCAGACGGUGGAGAUAAAAGUGAAGAUGGACUGCGAUGGAUGUGAACUGAAAGUGAGGAAUGCUAUUAGACGCAUCAAAGGUGUGAAAGGCAUAGAUGUGAACAGAAAACAAAGCAAGGUGACGGUGAAUGGAUUCGUGGAGCCAAACAAGGUGUUAAGGAAUGUCAAAAGAACCGGGAAAAGAGCAGAGUUUUGGCCGUACAUCCCUUACAACGUAGUGUACUACCCAUCCUCUGCCCAAACCUAUGAUAAAAGGGCACCACCGGGUCACGUGAAGAACGUCCAACAGGCGAUUCUGCCCCCCAAUUCUACGGAACAAAGGCUGGCUUACAUGUUCAGCGAGGAUAAUCCAAAUGGUUGUUCCAUUAUGUGAUCCUUACAUUUCGACCCCUUCUGUCUACCUGAAUUUCAUUCUGGCCACACUAUAUAGUUAAUUUAUACUUUUGCCCAUCAACUUCCUUUUUAUUGUGAUAAGUUUCGUAUGCAAGGUUUGCAGUCUUGCAGAUGUGCAAUAAUAAAUCUAGUUUUCUCAUUGAUAAUAAUACUUUUAAUCAUUUUCUUUGUAAACUACAGUACAAGUGUACAACAAUAUUAUUGACUUAGCAGCGGUAGCAAUUCCAAUAACUUGGUUUGUGUUUUAUAUUAUUGAAUUAUUUAAUGCUAUUAUUAUGCUCAUCCUUUAGGAAAGAAC
Messenger RNA from Cuscuta europaea, 1964 nucleotides. The record is from the annotation of a GenBank genome assembly. Lineage: Eukaryota; Viridiplantae; Streptophyta; Magnoliopsida; Solanales; Convolvulaceae.